Molecule: messenger RNA, 1134 nt
Organism: Kluyveromyces marxianus DMKU3-1042
Lineage: Eukaryota; Fungi; Ascomycota; Saccharomycetes; Saccharomycetales; Saccharomycetaceae
Gene: FDO1
Product: Fdo1p
Exons: 1
Coding region: 1-1134 (377 amino acids)
Source: RefSeq, a predicted model, not a curated record
AUGACAGAGAACAAUAAGGACCACAAUUGUGAUCCCGAAAAUCAUAGUGACUUACAAGAUAUACAAGGAAACUAUUUACCAAAGGAUUUGGCUCGUAAUAAUUCUACUGUCUCGAAUUCUUCCUCCUUAUCCACACAAGAAGAUUCUUUAAAUGAGCACGUUAAUUUAGCAAUAGACAAUGCUAGAAAAACCAUAGUUACUUUAAAACCAAAUCAAACCACGAUGAUAAGUCCAGAAUCUAAUGGGAAUGGUGAAAAAGAAACUGAGUCUUUAAACGGUGACCCGAAUGAUGUCUCUUCAACUUUGGAAAGUUUAAUGAGUGCACUAUCUAAAUCACAAGAACGCGUCAAGCAGCUAACGUUAAAAAAUAUGCUUCUCGUGAAGAACUUACAUGAACUGCAGAGUGGCUUCCAAGUGGAACAAACUUUAGCUAAACAACAAUUCGAAAGUAUGAAGUAUAACUUAAUAUUACAGAAAACAGAGUUGCAAAAGCAAUUAGAACACAGUUCGGUAAAGAUCACAAAGUACAGGGAAACCAUCAUGUCCAAGAAUAAAGAGAUCAACCGUUUAUCAAGAUUAUUGAACCAAAAUCAGGCAUACAAUUCAAGGCUGUCAAGGCCAAACUCAAUGCCAUCUGCUCAUGUGAGAAAACCUCCAUAUGGUUCGCGACAACUCCACACCUCUGAUUCAAAUAUGCUCAAUACCCUUGGUAUUCUUGCUACAAAAGUAUUGAAGGAGGAACAAAAUCCAGCAGGACGUGUUGGUACAUCUAUAGGCACAUCUGCUAUUGUCGAAGAGAAACUAGAAAAUCCAGAUAAUACUGAAUCUGACAUUUCGCAUGACGGCACCCAACUGAUGGCAAACCAAAGCCAACAAUCACAGAUUAUUCACAGUCCUCAAACACCAGUAGACACAACACCAGCACCAACAAUCCCAGCAAUACAACCUUUGCCAGCUUUGCGAAAUGUGUCGGAUAUCAAAGCUGAACCCAAACUUUCUACCAUGGCUCCGAAAGUAGACAAUACCGAGUUACCAACUCUACAGUUAAAUAGGCCUCCAUUACCAAACGGAACAGCACUGCCGAAGUUGCGCAGUUUCAAUACAGCGGAUGGUACAGUUAAAGACAUUUUCUAA